Messenger RNA from Chenopodium quinoa (quinoa), 1256 nucleotides. RefSeq lists its product as uncharacterized. The coding region runs from base 89 to 772 and encodes 227 amino acids. The transcript has 9 exons. The record is from RefSeq and is a predicted model, not a curated record. NCBI's taxonomy places the organism in Eukaryota, Viridiplantae, Streptophyta, Magnoliopsida, Caryophyllales, Amaranthaceae.
UAAUUAGACCCAAAUUACCAAAUCUAGCCAAAACUAAUAAUAGAAAGUUGGGAUUUGAGAAGCCAUUUAACCCAAUCAAUAGAAAAACAUGGCGGGAAUUUGUUGCUCCACCAGCGUUAUUCCAAGAUUUCCAACACCCUACUCCUCCAGACAUUCCAAAAUCACCAAUACCAGAAUUUUUUGCAAUUCAAACCCAUCAACUGACCGCAAUUCAAAGAAACAAACACCCCAGCUCCUUAAAUUUGCCGUUAAUGGAGUCACUGAAUUUCUCAGGCUUUUCUCUUCCUUCAAUAAUAACAGAAUGGAUGUGGUGGUUGCUAAAGGAGAAGAGGAUUUUUUAAUUUCUGGGGUGGAUGAUGUUUUGGGUAUUCUCAAAUCAGAUUAUGAUAAUGCAUAUUUUGUUACAGGGAUUUUUACCUCUUCAAUUUAUAUCGAGGAUUGUCUUUUUGAGGAUCCAACUAUUAAAUUUAGUGGUAGAGAGUUGUAUUCACGGAACUUGCAAUUGCUUGUACCUUUUUUUGAGCAACCCUCUAUUGUGCUCAAAAGUAUUGAGAAGGGCGUUGAUGCUGAUAGAGAUUUUGUAUUGGCAAAUUGGAGCUUAAGGACCUACUUAAAGCUUCCAUGGAGGCCUCUGAUUGCCAUUGAAGGAAGUACAACCUAUGAUUUAAAUGAUGAAUAUAAAAUUGUCAGACAUUUGGAGAGAUGGAAUGUUUCUGCACUUGAAGCAGUUGGGCAGAUAUUCACUCCUGGUUUCAGAAGACCUUUGGAUUGAACACAUAAUUCUCAAGUGGUAGCCAUGUUUAAGCAAUAUGAACUAGUAAUAAACUUACAAAUUGGGAGAUAUCCUCGGGUCCUUAUGUGGUGAGUUUGUAGACUGGAGGGACUAGUCUCAACUGUCAGAUAUGUUUCUACUGCUUACGGCGACAUUAGCUAUGAAGCUGUGCUUGCAACUCUUUCCCCUGACGAACUGUUCGAUAUUAUCACUGUGUGAAGCUUCGUUUAGCAUAUAAUUUUACAUAGAACAAGCAUCAAUGAUGCUGCAUUUAUUUUGCUUCAUAUGUAGGAAAACCUGUAUAAAAAGGCGCUGUCUAAAGUCAGUGCUGUGCAUUAUUUUUCUAUCCUCUAGCUCUAGUUUGUUUAUAAGACGAUGGCUAAGUUAGGUUGGAAAUUAGUGGCUUUAUUUCAUAGAGUUGCUGCAGAUGAUGUACCAAAGUGUAGCCAGUUAGAACUGAUAUGAAAGUUGUAGCUUUAUACUA